AUGUCAUCGCACUCACACCAUCCUUCGCCUCCGGCCUCUCCCGGCUCUGGCUCUGGCUCUGGCUCUGGCUCCGGCUCUGGCUCCGGCUCUGGCUCUGGCUCCGGCCUUGGUCACAACCCAGCCCCGAACGGAUGGAAAAUCUGCGAGGCCAAAUCGAUGCGCUCGCCUGGAUACCCCUCCCCACCUGCCUCUCCUCCUCACGUCAUUCAAGACCAAGCCGCGACACACUCCUUCCGAAAUGUCUCUGGCUCUAGUUCUGCCCUGCCUGUUUCGGUCACUCGUUCUGCCUCCAACUCCUCUCGCCACGUUUACGCUCCUCAAUCUGCUUCGGCCUAUACCAGUAUGACUAGUGCAGGCGCUGCCAUGCAGCACGCCUUCAGUGCUAUGCAGCCACCACCCCUUGCCUCUGAUGCCUCUGAUGCCUCCAAUGCCUCCGCCUCCACCUCGACACCUUACCCUCCCCAACAUCCUCCAAGCAAGCUCGCUACCGGCGGACAGUCACACUCUCACCGACCAGUCUCGGCCAUGCCUACCCCGACCGAACACCACUCCAGCUCUGCUACGCGCAAUGCCGCUCAAGCUGGUCCAGGAGCCGCCUCCAAUGUCUUUGCAAGCAUGAACGCCAACUACACCGAGCGAAGAGCCAGUGCUCACCCAACUAUGACAAGCAGUCACAACCCAUCAUCGCCAGCCACUCCUGCUACCAUCGACCCUACUACCAGUCAGGCAAUCUCUUCAGGCAUUCCCAUCACUUCUCCCGCUGCCCUCUCUUACUUUGCCGCUCACCCGCGUCGACAGCAAGUUCACUUUGGCAACUACCUCUUGCUUCAAACCCUCGGUGAGGGCGAGUUUGGCAAAGUCAAGCUCGGUGUUCACAAGGAAUGGGGUGAGGAAGUUGCCGUCAAGCUCAUCAAGCGCGACAAGGUCGCCACCGACGCUGCUCCUCUCAACCUCGACGACACUCGCAACAAGGAUCCCGCCAAGAUGUCCAAGGUCGAACGCGAGGUCCAGGUUCUCAAGGAUGUUCGCCAUCCCAACAUUGUGCGUCUCUACGAAGUCAUCGAAUCGGACCGUUACAUUGGUAUCGUGCUCGAGUAUGCUUCAGGAGGCGAGCUCUUUGAUCACAUUCUCGCCCACAAGUAUCUCAAGCAAGAGCACGCUUGUCGUCUCUUUGCUCAGCUCAUCUCCGGUGUCUCGUACCUUCAUCACAAAAAAAUCGUCCAUCGCGAUCUCAAGCUCGAGAAUCUCUUGCUCGAUCGCAACCGCAACGUCAUCAUUACCGAUUUCGGCUUUGCCAACAACUUUGAGGACCGACGCGACGACCUCAUGGCCACCAGCUGUGGUUCCCCAUGCUAUGCUGCCCCCGAGCUUGUCGUCCAAGACGGUCUCUACGCUGGUUCCGCCGUCGAUGUCUGGUCCUGUGGUGUCAUUCUCUAUGCAAUGCUUGCCGGCUACCUCCCCUUCGACGAUGACCCGGCCAACCCAGACGGUGACAACAUCAACCUGCUCUACAAAUACAUUCUAGCUACUCCACUCUCCUUCCCCGAGUACAUCACUGCCCAACCGCGCGAUUUGCUUUCCAAGAUGCUCGUACCCGAUCCCACACGCCGUGCUACCCUCGAGCAAGUCAUGCAGCACAGCUGGCUCCGCAACUACCGCGAGCUCUUCAAGUUCUCCGUCGAGGAUCUCGAACGUGCCGCCAUGGAGCAGCAGACCAAGAAGCGUCAGAUGUACCGCCAGCAGAUGAUAUAUCAGCAACAGCUCCAGGAGCAGCAGCGUCGCCAGCACAUCGAACGCAGCCAGUCGGUUCGCCAGAAUCUCUCGCCCCUCCCUGUCGGAACUGCCUACACAUCCAACACUGCUGUACCUGCUGCUUCUGUUGCUUCUGCUGCUUCUUCUGCCCAUCGUCAGACACUUCCAGUCAGUGCCACUGUGCCCGACCGUCUCUACGAGCCUGUCGGCAGUGCCAGUCGUGGUGCCGAACCUGGCGUGACUGCCUCGCGCAUCAGCGUGCCUACUGUCCCUGCUCCAGCUCCCGUUCAGCCCGCCACUCCAGCCUCUGUGCCUCGCGCCACUACGCACAGCAACAUUGUCACUGCUGGUGUCGCAUCGCACAUGGAUCCUGUCACGGCACUUGGCAACGCACGUGGCGAGCCACGCACUCGUCUCGACGACCAUGUUCCUCAGCCGGCUAAUGCUGCUGCUAAUGCUGCUAAUGCUGCUGCUAAUGCUGCUAAUGCUGCUGCUAAUGCUGCUGAGCAGCGUCGACCUGCCACUCAGAAGGGGCAGCGUCACACCAUCCAGCUCGAGUAUGGUGGAGACGAGCGUGCUCGCAAAGAGUCGGCAUCAACGGUCGUCGCAUCUCCUCCUGCCUCCCACCAGACUUGGCAGUCGCACCGCAAAGUUAGCCAGGGCAGCACCACUUUGAUUUCGAGGGCUUCCGAGAACGGACGUGCCAAAGCUGCCUCCGAGAAGCUCGCUGCUGCCGCUGUUUCACCUUUGGUGCUUCAGCCAGCACCUGCCAAGGCCAUCGAUGCUGUGCCUGCCGUCGUUCCCGAGAGCGACAAGGUCACUGAGAACAAGGCCGAAGCUCAGGUUGGUGCUGCUGCUGCUGCUGCUGCUGCCGCUGCCCCGGACAUGAUGCGCUCGGUCUCGGCCACCUCUGCAUCGCGCGUGUCGGUUCCUUCGCCCGUCAUGGAGCAGAAUCAAACCAACGGUUCGGCUUUCAACCGCAUUCCAUCUGCCUCCUCGUCCUCGUACGCCAGGAACCGUGUGCCAAGCUCUGCUAGCGCCAGCAGCCGCACCAGGAUGGAGAAUGGCAGCAGCAGUGCUGACAAGCCAGCUCACAUCCCUACAAGUGCCACCAACAGUCAGCGCAUCGUCUCAAACCCACUCCCUGCAGGCGAGGCUGUUGGCUUCCCCUCGGCAACCAGCACCACCGCCAACAACAACGAUCGCACUGUCUCGAGCCAAGGUGUUACAACACUUACCAGCGCUUCUCGCCAGGGCAGCAUUGCCGCUGAUGCUCCAGCUGCAUCUAAUGCAAGCCGUCCUCCCUCCGCCGCUCGACCUGUCACAGGCGACCAGGCUGCAGCUUCCGCCUCACGCCACCGCAAGGGCAUGUCGACUGACAAAUUCUUCCUGUCGCGCCUCUUGGGCUCGAAUGGUACCAGCCAGGCCAACGGUACUGGCGCAGCAGGAGCCGAGCCGCCUGCUUCCAACGGUGCAGAGGCCAAUGCAGAGAAGAGCAGCAAGAGGAACAGCGUCACCCGACCUGCCAUCGAUCGCGCACCCAGCUCUGGCGGCGCUAGCAAGAACAGCCGACGCAAGGCCAUGAGUCUGGUUGUCGGACGCCAGAACGAGACCUCGCCGGCCGCUGCAGAUCGUCGACGCGCUUUAGAAGGUGGUGUUCCUCUCCCGCAGUCAGCCACUGAAGCUUUGUUCCCUACAUCGCUGACUUGCUCGUCGCGCAGGAAGGAAGCCCCUUCCACUGCUUCUCAGCACCGCACAGCCGCAGCGUCCAAGUCGAGGAACGAUUCGAGCAGCCUGGCUGGUCCAGGCAGCAAUGUUUCGACUUCACGACCUGUGUCCAGCGGCACUCGUCAACAGCAGCAGCAAGAUAAGACCUUCUACGACGGUUCUACCAUCGCCAGCACUUCAACUGCAGGUCCAUCGAGCAAUGCCGCCAAAAAGGUCAUGGACUGGUUCCGCAAGAAGAGUCUUUCGCGUGGAGGUACCUUCAACGAGCAGCCUCCUCUGGGACCUUUUGAGCGUUCGCCCACCUCAUCGCAGAUCAGUGCUCAUUCGCCUACGGCUCCUCUGACGCCCUCGGUGAUUGUCACUGGUGCUGCUGCCGCCAACGGAGCUAGUCGACAUGCUGAAGCCAACACGGGUAGCGGUGAGGGUAUCAGCGGUGCUUCGUCUGUGCCCUCUUCGCGAUCGGCUUCGGGUACGCAUAGCGAGAACAGCGAGGCGACCGAGUUGACCAACAUCACCAAAGUCAGUGAUGCUUGGCACACGUCGCACACCGAGAGCCAAGGUCUCAAGUCGAGCGCUUCGACUGUCCAGCAGCAGGCUACGCCCAAGGCUUCGCUUUCGGCUGUCUCCAAUGUCUCGAACGUGUCUGGAGGUGAAAGCUCCUUGCAGCAACAAUCUCGAGACUCUCCUGCUGUAGCAUCAACCAAGGCUGCAGCUGUCCCCUUCAACGAAGCUCGAUUGCGAUACCAUCUCGGCGCAGUCGACCAAUCCGCCCUUACCUCACGCUCACCCAUCGAAGUCCUCAAAGAAGUUCAUCGCGUACUAUACGAAAUGGGAAUCGACAUCCGUAAAGAAAAGGACGAAGAUUUCAAACUCGAAUGCAUUCGUCGCAAACGUGCAAAAACGCUCAUGUCUGCCACUCACACCAUCGGCAUGAGCAUUCGAUCCUCGGUCUUCCCGCCCACUCAAGCUGACGUCGAACGUUGUUCCCGUAUGUCUCAUCGCGAUUCCCUCACUCCUUCGGUUAGCACUCCUGGUGGAGGCUCGUUGAGAAGCUUGCUCCGUAGAGGAUCGUAUCAACCCGGUAUUGGUUUGCCCACCUCAUCUACCGUUGCGAGUAAUAUGGUUUCUUUGCAGCAGGAUGAGAAUCAGCCUUCACCCCUUUACGGAGAUGCAUCAGUAGAUGGAGGUCAAGAGAUUAGGUUCUCGGUCGAAGUGACAAGGAUUAAGAAUCUUGCUGGACUCUAUAGUUUGGAUAUUAGAAGGAUGAAGGGCAAUUUGUGGGCUUAUAAGUUUGUUUAUCAGGCUCUGUUGGAUCGGUGUCAGUUGGCUGCUUAA
Ustilago hordei is the source of this 4815-nucleotide messenger RNA. RefSeq lists its product as uncharacterized. The transcript has a single exon. Gene Ontology annotation, molecular function: tau-protein kinase activity; protein serine/threonine kinase activity; ATP binding. The record is from RefSeq and is a predicted model, not a curated record. Lineage: Eukaryota; Fungi; Basidiomycota; Ustilaginomycetes; Ustilaginales; Ustilaginaceae. Bases 1 to 4815 code for a protein of 1604 amino acids. Gene Ontology annotation, biological process: protein phosphorylation; intracellular signal transduction; microtubule cytoskeleton organization. Gene Ontology annotation, cellular component: cytoplasm.